Ornithodoros turicata is the source of this 1375-nucleotide messenger RNA. RefSeq lists its product as uncharacterized. The transcript is spliced from 5 exons. NCBI's taxonomy places the organism in Eukaryota, Metazoa, Arthropoda, Arachnida, Ixodida, Argasidae. The coding region runs from base 194 to 1084 and encodes 296 amino acids. The record is from RefSeq and is a predicted model, not a curated record.
CCUUUUAAUCGUAUAUCUGUGCCCGUCAAGGCUCGGCUUGGAAGCUUUCCGCCCAUCCCACCUCCCAUGGUUCUGCAGCCCCCAAAGUUACGCGCACUUUGCUUUCGUUGGUGCUUCGAAAAUAACGUUGGUUUUCUCGGGAACCAUUGGCAAAAGCCUGCUGCGAGGUCUUCUGCGUAUAUCCACAUUUUCAAUGACAACCAGCAUGUGGACGUGUCUGCUGGCGACCUCCUUGUGCCUUGUAUACAGCCAUGCCAUGAUGGCGGGCAGUUCAUCGGGAGAUGCCUUCAACGCUGUCCCCAUCGACACCUCUCAGGGUCCUUCAAGCAGCAUCGGACGUUGCUCCAUGGACGAUCUUGUCGCAGGUCUCAGUAUGAGGGACCUGGAAGCACUGCUUGCCCGUUUUGCCAAGUCGGAGGGUACGACAGUAGUCGGUGUCCUCAAGCAACUCUAUUCGUCGCUCUUUGCGUCGAUGAAGAAUCGUGAUCUGGAAAGUGAGGGAAUGGAAACAAUGAAGCUGGAAGCCCUAGCCAUGGAAGAGAUUUGUUCCGAAGGCGUCCCAGCUGAUCGUCUGUCCCCUCGGUACCAAGUGAAUGGGGCCCGCGGGAGUCCCAGUGGGUUCGCGCCCGGCACAUUCGAAGCAGGCAGCAACGCUUUUCUGCCGCCGAACGAGUUAGCCCCUAUGCCUCCCGUUCGCAUGAUGCUGCGGCCACCGCCCGGAGCCAAACUGGUGGUGACCCCCAGCGGUCUGGGCGAACCCAAGCUACCGGAAGUGUCCCUCACAGUGUCGCCACAGAUGUCACUGGUGGAAGCCGUUCGGAAAGCCGACUACCGGAUGCAGCGCAUGGUUGGGUCAGGUCCAUUGCUUCAGCUGGGUUUUUCUACCUCCCUCGGCUGCUACAUCGUCCGCUCUGUCGAAGACGUUAAAAGCAACCAGGAGCGAGCUUGGAAGGUGUCUGUUACAGACAGAUACGGGAAGUUGGUGUACAGUGACGUGUGUCUGCCCUUACGUGAAGAUCUCACCGUCCAGCCUCGCAUGACCAUCGCACUCAACUACGCCGACAUGAAACGGUCGAUUGCAUGACCGGAUACCGGAAGCCACGUCACGUGUGACGUCACGUCCGCCUUUUAAUUUAUUUCACGUCUUACAUCACGUGUCUGAUGUGUGCAUUUGUUUGCAAUGUCCUAUGUUCGUCGUUUUUUAAAACACACCCGGACCUCAUUUUGCAUUUCAAUACAUCGAGCCAAGUGUAUAUGGUAUUCAAGAAGGAGCUGGCUGUUUGUGACUUAUCAAGUGGAAGGAGGUGACAACUUUUCUUGUGUACCGCCAAGUGAAGCUGAAAUACGUCGGUGGAAUAAAGUAAUUUAUUUUGUA